This is a messenger RNA of Acanthoscelides obtectus, 2408 nucleotides long. The record is from the annotation of a GenBank genome assembly. NCBI's taxonomy places the organism in Eukaryota, Metazoa, Arthropoda, Insecta, Coleoptera, Chrysomelidae.
GUCACAGUUGUGAGUGACAGGAAUUUAGUCAGACAUACAAUAUAGAAGAAAAGUCAUGAGAUGUGAACGUCUUAGUUAACAAUUAUGGAAAGUAAUAGGACGACUUUUUGUAUCGAAAAGAUUCAAGAUUAACAACGCAAAAAAGGUUAGGUAAUACAGAAGUAAGAUGUAAAGUGUUUAAUGGAAAUGAUUCAUUCGGUCCUUAUUCGGAUUGGUCAAUCAGCAAGGAUUUGGGUGAUGACAUGGUAGGCUGGUAGUCACGUGUUUCCGAACUGUUGCGUCACGUAACCGUGCAUCAAUCCAACUCACAAAAUAAACAUUUUUCGCCGAAGUCGGAGGAUUUAUAAAUUUUCAGAGUCGCAGUGAGAGUUCGUACGUCAUAUAUAGCUGUGCAGACGUACUACGAGUCAACGACGUCUGUAAUCGGAUUUAGACAACGAAUUCGAAUACGGGCUUUAGAGGCAAAUUCUAUAAAGACUACAUUUAUGAUGUGGCAACGUCGGCUCAAGGGUCAACCUUUUUUGACGUUUGCCGUUUUCCUAAACAUAACCGCACAUUCCGACUGUUCCAAGUUUCUUUUUUUACUUUAAACAAGUCUUAAAAUUUUCUGUCAUCUCUUUGUGUAUUAGUUUGUAUGAUGGAUUCGUCUCAAAUUGUAUUAUCUGCAUUGAGAAAAGAUAUAACGGAAAAUAUUUUACAGUUGAAAGCGAUCAUACAGGUAUGUAUUUAUAGUAUGUAUGCAAGCAGUUUUCAUUUAAUUUGAAUGCAGGAUAUCAGUAGCUGUACAGGACCUUUGCCAGCAUUAAAUGCCCUGAAUAGUGUUGGCCGCUCUAAAAUCUCUUCUCUGAGAAAGUCCAUUGACAGGUUUUCAGACGUAGCAAAAGAUAUAAAAGAUAAUGAACUGUUGAAAGAGCUUGCUCUGCAAAAAGAACAAUUAGCCAGUACAAUGGACACAUUUAAAAAAGUGAACUUAAAGGCUAUGCUGUCUAUUGAAAAUGCUGCCAAAGAAGAGUUACUGAGACCUACAAAACCAACAGAAUUGAGGCAGAGACAAGGACCUCAGAGUAGAGAAAAUUUGACCCUUGCUGAGACGACACAGAGAAGUGCAUUAACCCUGGACACGCUGACCGCCUCUUCGGACAACGUGUUGGGGACAGAAGAAGAAUUAAAGGUGACUUCCGGUGCGAUCGGCCAAUCAGGAAAGCUGCUUGCCAAAUAUGGUCGUCGGGAGUUCACAGACAAGGUGUUGGUUUUUUUCGCGUUCAUAUUUUUUUUGGCAUGUGUUUUGUAUAUUAUGCAGAAGCGGCUAUUUUGAUGAAUGUAUGCAUGUUACGGAGAGUUAAGUUCAAAAAUAUACAACAGUAUCUCUAAGACGUCAAGUAUGUUGACAAAAAUAAUGUGAAUUAAGAGGACUCAGAUUUCCUCAUCAUGGAACAUGAUGAAUUUCUACACCACUCAUUGAGUAUAUACAUACUAUGAAUGUUAUCUAGUUAUAGGUUCAUACAAAAAUCCAAACAAAUUAAUACUGCCCAGCUAAGUAUUUAACUGGACUGCUCCACUUAACCAGUCAGGACUGUCAAAAGAUCUUAUAGGAAAUAAUCUUAUUUAGAUCUGUGGUAGCCACUUUCUAACAUUCUUACCCAGUGUGAAUUUUUCAUUUUAUUUUCAGCAUUCUACAUUAUAUAGUCCUGCAAAUAUGCAAAUGAUAAUUUAUUCAAUUGGGGCACUCUCCUAACUGUGAUAAUAUCUAAAAUUAAGUAUAGUACAAUUGUCUAUGAUUCUAUGGAAAGAUAAGAAUAAAUAUAUAAAUCAGAUAAAUAAUUUACAUAAUUGUCUAUUCUGAUUUGUAUUAGAAAUAUUCUUUAUUCACAUGGUUUUCAUCAGAAUACAUGAUUAUUAUUUUGUUAAUUUUAUAUGGGAAUGGAAUUUUGUUUACUGAUUUUUAUAAAAAUAUAUAUCAAAUCACUGUAGUGUAACUUAUUUUAUUUUUCAGCAACCCAUAUACUAUAGUUCUACAAUGUACAAUGUGCUAAUAUGAGCCCCUGGUUUUGCCUGAGGAGUAAAAUCUCGUAUCUGAUACAUUACCCCUUUUCUUAAGUAACGAGUUGUGAGUGCUUUUUGCUUGACAAAAUAUCCCCGAAAACUACAUUGCUAGAUCUGAAUUGUGAAAAUUCAAGCAAUCAGACUGCAAUAAGUUGAAAGAAUGCAGAAUCAAUUGUGCUAUCAAGUCAAAUCUAAGAACACCUCAAAUGUCAAAAUCCAUCUAGCUGGUUGGCCUGUAGCCCGUGAAUUAGAAACCUCAAAGUUGAAGUUUUUGUUUAAAAUCUGCCAUUGUUAUUUUAUAAAAUUUUAGUGUACCCAGUGUUGCUCGCACUGUCAGUAUAAAUCUAAAGACACUAACACAUGUC